Molecule: messenger RNA, 417 nt
Organism: Malaclemys terrapin pileata
Lineage: Eukaryota; Metazoa; Chordata; Testudines; Emydidae
Product: histone H3
Exons: 1
Coding region: 7-417 (136 amino acids)
Cellular component (GO): nucleosome
Molecular function (GO): DNA binding; protein heterodimerization activity; structural constituent of chromatin
Source: RefSeq, a predicted model, not a curated record
UUGAAAAUGGCCAGAACAAAGCAGACCGCCCGUAAGUCUACCGGUGGCAAAGCCCCCCGUAAACAGUUAGCUACCAAAGCUGCCCGGAAGAGCGCUCCUGCUACUGGGGGAGUAAAAAAACCUCAUCGUUACCGACCUGGUACCGUAGCCUUGCGAGAGAUCCGCCGCUACCAGAAAUCUACUGAGCUGCUCAUCCGCAAAUUGCCCUUCCAGCGCCUGGUCCGUGAAAUCGCCCAAGAUUUCAAGACCGAUUUGCGUUUCCAGAGUUCGGCCGUUAUGGCCCUGCAGGAGGCCAGCGAAGCCUACUUGGUGGGGCUCUUUGAAGAUACUAACCUGUGUGCUAUUCACGCCAAGAGAGUCACUAUCAUGCCUAAGGACAUCCAGUUAGCCCGGCGUAUCCGUGGUGAGAGGGCUUAA